Molecule: messenger RNA, 1416 nt
Organism: Fusarium mangiferae
Lineage: Eukaryota; Fungi; Ascomycota; Sordariomycetes; Hypocreales; Nectriaceae
Exons: 2
Coding region: 1-1416 (471 amino acids)
Biological process (GO): cardiolipin acyl-chain remodeling
Cellular component (GO): mitochondrial inner membrane
Molecular function (GO): A2-type glycerophospholipase activity
Source: RefSeq, a predicted model, not a curated record
AUGAGUACCGACGGUACCGUUCGUCCGCCUCAUGGUGGGAGAGUGGCCGAUGCGCCAGAGGAGAUUAAGCAUCAGGCCGAGUUGAAGCCUUCGCAUGCGUUCUUGUUUCCACUUGGUUAUAAAGAUGCUUGGACGAGUUUGGCACCUCAAGCCGUUGAGCGCAAUCUGUUGAACCUCAUGCCGCACCUUAAAGAGGCGAACGACAGUAUUACAAACAUCGAUACUCCCGAACGACCUGACCCUUACGGUACACGAGUAUGGCGACGAACAAUGGUCCAUCUUUCCGGAAAGAACCGAGCCUUGAACGAAGUCACCGUCGAGCGAGUCGGAGAAAAGGAGGAGGAUGCUCUCGUCAUGAUCCACGGAUACGGCGCUGGUCUCGGUUUCUUCUACAAGAACUUUGAGCCUAUUUCUCGCAUGAAGGGACUCAAGCUCUAUGCGCUAGACAUGCUGGGCUGCGGAAACUCGUCACGACCGGCUUUCAAGAUCCACGCGAAGAAGAAGGAGGACCAAGUGCUAGAAGCGGAGGGUUGGUUCGUCGAUGCGCUAGAAGAAUGGCGAAAGGCCAGAAAGCUCGAACAGUUCACCCUCCUCGGUCAUUCUCUUGGUGGUUAUCUCGCAGUUUCAUACGCCAUCAAAUAUCCCGGCCGACUUAAAAAGCUCAUCCUCGCCUCUCCAGUCGGUAUCCCGUCUGAUCCCUACGCUGUCAACGCCUCUAUGCCCGAACCGAACACAUCAACGAUCCAAAACGAAAUCACCCAGGACCAACAAAGCACGACUGAGCAAAACGGUACUCUCAAGAAACACAAACCUGCUUCAAACGUCCUACGACGACCUUUGCCGGGCUGGUUCGUCUGGCUCUGGGAUCAGAACAUUUCUCCCUUCAGCAUCGUCCGAAUGAGCGGUCCUCUCGGCCCACGAUUCGUCUCAGGCUGGAGUUUCCGUCGCUUCAACCAUCUGCCACAAGCUGAAUCACAAGCUCUCCACGAUUACUCUUUCUCAAUCUUCAAGCAAAAGGGUAGUGGUGAAUAUGCUCUAGCCUACAUCCUCGCACCUGGCGCAUACGCUCGUCGUCCCGUUAUCGACCGCAUCCAAGAAGUCGGCCGUCAAACCAUCACCAAACCCGACGGAACUACAGUCAAAGAAACCGGUAUACCAGUAGUCUUCAUGUACGGAGAAAACGACUGGAUGGACGUCGCAGGCGGUCUAGCUUCAGAAGAGAAACUCAAAGAAACGAGACAAAAAGUCCUCGAAAACGCUACAGAAGAUGAAAAGAAGCGAGAAAACGGCAGCGCAAAGGUUCUCCUCGUUCCCAAGGCCGGUCACCAUCUCUACCUCGACAACCCCGAAGUCUUCAACGACAUGAUCCGCAAAGAACUCGAAGACACACGGAAAUCCGAGCAAAGAAAGCAAUAG